AAAUCACUUCCGGGUUAAGGGGAAUAACUUGCUGUAGGCGUCAGGUGGGCGUCCGGAGCUGCUCAUUCUCUUUUCUUCACCCCGCUGCAGUUUGUGAGACUUUCUUCUGGUGUCUUGGUCCUCCGCUGGUAACCGAUGUCUAGCGAAGCUGGGGAGUCGCGCACAUAAAGAAGGUUUUACGGUGCGCAGGCGGUCAAAGCAGAAGGCUUCGCAGAGGCCCUGAGAAUGUGGGAGAGUGGCAGAGGAGUUGUAAAGGUUAUUGGCUGGCAGGUGGUGGGCGGGGCGUAGGCCGAGUUUCUCAGUUUAUUGGUAGAAUUUGGACGUCUGGUUUUGUAGUUACCGCCACGUUGGCGCUCCUUAGGGCAUCCGGCUGUUUGCUUGGUUGUUUUGCCUGAGUGUUUUGGAAACUAAAGGAUUGGAAGGAGUUUUCAAGAUGUGAAAGAAAAGCGAUCAAAGCUAAAGAUAACCUGCAGUAGCAUCAAUCUUAUCCACCAUAGCCAGAUUUUAGUCUGGACGAAUGUGAGACACUGGGGAAACAGCAGAAGGCAGAAAUCCGACUGGGAUGAAACCUGCAAAUCUAGGUUAGUUCAGUCGAAGUGUCUUGAAGGGAGUCUCUUCGGCACCCCGUCUACACCCAUUACGAAAGCGAUGACGUCUGUGCGUUGUUACCCGGUUCUCGAACUCCGUGGGUAUCAACGCGAAGACCCAGAGUUACCACCUUUUCUUUACGUAUUUGUAUCUUGUAUUGGUCCCCCCGCCCCCCGGCACCCAAGCCCACAAUACGGUCCGUGGAAUGUCUCCGCUCCCCAACCCCAGUGCUCCGAUCUACCCAGAGUCCUUGUUUUGCACUAGAUAAAUUGGAAGGAAAGUCACCCUUGUCUUAGGAGGACCAGAAAAAAAGACAUUUAUUCAUAGUCAACUUUUGUGGACAGACCUGGCCCUGCCUCUGCAAGAGAAGUUAUCUUAUUCCUUUCUCUGACAACAGAGACAACGACAGUGCCGGCAUACAGUUACAACUUUCCUGUUCUCACCUUGAUCAUUGAGAAGCAGACUUCCUCUGCUCCCUCAUAAAAACAUUACUGUGGAUGUAAGAAACAUCCAAACCUGCAGAUAAUUUUUAUGAGUUUAUUUGAGCCAAACCAACAACAAUUGCUGGGAAGCAAGAUCUCAGUGGGUUGAGAAAAGCUGUGGGGAAUGACAGUGUUACAGCUUUUUUUACAAUAUAUUGUAUACAUUGCAAUCAGAGGAAGAGAGAAGGAGGGUUACAUGAGAUUCACUGAUGGUAGGUUAAGGAGACAGGAGAAAGCAAAGCAGGAAAACCUCUAUGGUUGGAUAAAGGGUAAAACAGAGAGAAAACCUCUUUCACACUGCUCAAGGAAAAAUUUGACAUGGAAAUGGCCAAGAAUACCUCUUUAAAAAUUCAAGAUUUUUCAAAGAUUUAGGGGCAGGCCCUGGAUAUUUUUAAUCACCUUUACAUGGAGCAUAAAGAUGAUGAUGAUGAUGAUGAUGUGACUUUUGCCAAAUGGAUGAGCAGCUUCUGGGGUCACAGCUGGAUGAAGGAGGAAGAGAGAGGACUCCGGGACCACCACGGAUCACAAGAUACCAGUUACAGGAAAGCUUCCCUGCCCUGCCCAUUUCCUGUGCUUCCCAGAGCCUCGUCAUCUGACAGCCAUCCCAGAAGGCAUUCUCACGAGGACCAGGGGUUUCGCCAUCAUACCCACAUGAGGGAUUACAGGAAAAGCUCAGGGGAUGGGUCACUCAGAGCACCAUUGGAAUCAAAAGGGAGAUCCCAUUCCAAAAUGCAGGCAUUUUCAGAGUCCUUCGAACAGCAACUGUGCUUCAGAACCAAAUGCUCUGUCUCUUUGGGACCUGAAAACAGAAAGGAAAAAAAUGAAAGAGAAUGCCUGCGGUUGGAGAUAAGAUCCAGCAAGAAAGCGGAGGAAAGAAGGAGCUCUAGGAAGGAAGAACACGGAGAAGCAUACGCAGCUCCUCUCUUUGAAAAAAGACCCAAAUAGCGCUUCGUUCCCACACAGUGCCACUGUGUGUUCUGAGCGCAGCUUACCAGGGUUCGGGGUGGCAGCUGUGGAAGACUGUCUUCAGGUGCUCGGUGAUGGAGGUGGUGCGGCUGCUCCCUGAGAAGACUCGCAUCCCAGUCCAACUGCUUCUGGCAUCUUAGUAGAGAAUUUGAUCUGCUCUGUUGCCCUUUUAUGGGAAUAAGAAGAAUAAAACAUAUUUUAAUACAUUAAAGUACUUGAAAAUGUAAAGAAAGAUAUUUAAAGAGCCACCCACACAUCUUUACCAACCCCUCUUCCACAUCAGAAUCGCAAAAAUCUUAACGUCAUUAGUGUGACUCUAAGCAUACAUCCUCAUUAGAAGUAACUAUGUAAGUAUGCCUAAUGACAAUGGUCAUUAACAUGCCAAGUAUUAAACCGAGGUCUUUAAUGCAUUACCUAAAACAGUCCUCACCACUCGAAGGCGGGGCCUAUUCUCUUCCCUUGCUGGCUGAGGAAACAGAUGUUUGGAAAAGUUCAGAGCCUCACAGCUGUGGGCAGCAUUAGGGCCAGAGCCCCGUCCAUUCCGGCCUGCUCCUAACCUGGGCGGGGCCUCGUUUUCCCUCAGCAGCGGGUCCUGACUGAGUGUGUGGGUGACAUGUGGGAAGGAGCAGUGUGGGGAAAGCAAGAUUGGGAGCAGGUUACCAUUUCGAUUGCAUGGGUGGAGACGAAUUCUCUGAGGUCUGCUUCAUGCUCUUGGUUAUAACUUUAUGAGUCCCUAUUCUUUUGCAUUUAUUUAUUAACUUUAUUGAAAUAUAAUUGACAUAUAACAUUAUAUUAGUUUCAGGUGUGUCACAUAAUGAUUUGAUAUUUGUGUAUAUUGUGAAAUGACCACCGCAAUAAGGCUAGUUAACACCCAUCACCACAGUUACUAUUUUUUUUCUUGUGAUGAGAACUUAUAUAAUCUACUCUCUUAGCAAUGUUCAAAUAUACCAGAUAGUCACUGCAUUGUAUAUUCUAUCUCGUGCAUUAUUUUUAAAAUAGGGAAUGCUUCAUGAGUCUGUGUCAUUCUUGUGCAGUGGCCAUGCAAAUCUUCUCUGUGAUUCCAGUUUUAGUGUAUGUGCUGCUGAAGUGAGCAUUUGUUUUUCUUAUUGUUUCAUUUUUAUUAAAGUAUAAUUGACAAAUAAAAUUGUGUAUAUUUAAAUUGGACAACACAAUGAUUUGACAUAUGUACACUUCAUGAAAUAAUUACACAGUCAGGUAAUUAGCCCAUUGAGGCCAUAUUCUACCACUUUUGUCCCCCUGCCCCCCCCCCCCAGGAAAAGACUCUAGCAUUCUCUAAUACUCUCCUGAUUUAUUCUUUGUCUCUGUCUUAGAGCUUCAAAUGCUCAAGGGCAGCUAGUUUCCACAUAGUAAAGAAGAAUAUUUCCCCAAACUACUACUUAUAACUAAUACUAUAAUGAAUUAAUUAGGUAAGACACAAAGUAACUUUGACAUAGGCAGUAGAAAGAAGGAAAAGGAGAAGGAAAGAAGAGGAAAACAGUAAAGGACAAGGAAAAUAAUGAUGAUCUUUGACCUGAAUUCUUUCAAUUUUCAUACCUUCAUCCAUUUUGUGGCCUUUAUACAGUUUUAUACUUUUUGACCCAUAUAAAGGAAAGCUUUUAGAUGGUGACACUGGCCUGUUGUUUGCCACCACUGAGGGGGAGGAUGGGCCU
This is a messenger RNA of Phyllostomus discolor (pale spear-nosed bat), 3706 nucleotides long. RefSeq names its product leukemia NUP98 fusion partner 1 (gene LNP1). The transcript is spliced from 6 exons. Lineage: Eukaryota; Metazoa; Chordata; Mammalia; Chiroptera; Phyllostomidae. Bases 1476 to 2015 code for a protein of 179 amino acids. The record is from RefSeq and is a predicted model, not a curated record.